AGUGUCUCCGCCCCCUCCCCCCGCCGCUGUGGAUGGACGGAACAUUCCUCUUAUUCCUGGGGCUCGGUAGCUGCUGCGGAGGAACGCGGCGGAGAAACGAAAGGAAAGGAUCCGAGGACACGACGCUUUCGAACCCCUCAUGACUCUGUCGAAGGACACGUAAGGUUGUUUACUCUUUCUUCUUAUUCAUUCGUUUGAAAUGUCGUCAACUUUUCACGUCUAACCCGGUCGAAAAAAGGGGGGAGAGUGUCUCUCAGCUGAAGUCCGGGGACCGUUCAGGGGUUAGGGCUUGUUCUUCUUUAGGGGUCCUGAGUGAAAUAAGUGAAGAAGAGAUGAAGCUGUUGUCUUCAUUUUCCUUGAGUUGUAAAGUCAUCUGUGUGAUAAAGUUUGUAACCUUUAAAUUUACUUAUUAAUGGUGUUAAAAUCUCUUGAAGCAUCAUUGAAUGCUUUCUUUUCGGGGGUCUCACUCUCACCAAAUGGGAAUUCAUGUCUUAUUUACAAGUUUCUCAGAGGAGAGGUGAGGAGAAGCUGAGGAACCCGCUCCUGUAUGGAUGAGUAAAGUCUCACAGUCUGCAGGGGUGUCUCACUGUGACUCAUAACACUUGUAAUGUUCACUUUACAAGAGUCUAAGAUGGACAAACCCAAAUGUUCAACCCUGGAAACUGCUUCCCUUUGAGUCCUAAUGGUUGGGAGGUCUGUUUUAGUGCUGCUGAUCAAUUGGAAGUGAAUGGGAAUUAGCCAUGUUUGCUAGGUUUGUGCUGUUACAUAAACUGGAUGUGAGGUUUAGUACUGAGCAGCCCUGAUGUGGAGCCUGACUGUGCUUCACUGUUGCCUCUGAGCGACUCUUAUCAAAGAUGUUUUCCUGCUUUAUGAUUUGAAUUAAGCCCACAGAUCCUCUCUAAAACAGGUGCUUAUCUCUGGGAACUGAAAUUAAAACUAAAUUUAUCAAUAUUUCAUCAAAGAAGUUAUGAAAAAUAUGUAAAACAUCUCAUAUUAAUAGUAUCAGACUAAUGACAGUAGAUGCUAAUAAUUACAGAGCAGAUCAGCCAAUUGCAGACAUGUAAUGUUGAUAUCAUGUUGCUGAUUUUUGUGUUGGAUAACACUCAAUUUCAUAACAACCAAUUAGGAGUAAGUCAUGUGUAACUCCAGUAUUACAUGUAUGCUAUUAAACAAUGUAAUAAGCAUGGUUAGCUAAGACAGGAUCAAGUUGAAGAUGGAUUUUUGGUGAAUGAAUGAAGGAGAAAAGCAUUUACAAGUCUACAUGUCUUAUUCUGCACAUAAAAACAGAGUUUGUACUAAACAGUAGAGGUCUACAGAUUAGUCAGUUAGCUGAUUAAUUAGGCUGAUUAAGUCAUUUUUAGUAACCUGUCAUAUUGGCAUCAGGUGUCUGCACAGACAUCUGAAAUCUUCACUUAUGUUCAGUGUCUUUGCUUCUCAUUUUUUGUCAAAUGCAAAAAAAAGAAGCAGAAGAAUAAAGUGGUUUCAGUGUUGGAUAUUAACCUAUCAUCAAGUUACCUGCUCUCUUAUUAUCGGCAUCAGCUAAUGGAAAUAUGUAAUCGGUCAACCACGAUUAAACACAAGGCAGUGAUUGUUCAGGAUUUGAUCAUGCUGUUCAUUUUUUAAUUUCCCUCUAGGAUUAGUAUCUAUCUACCUACCUACCUACCUACCUACCUACCUACCUACGUAUCUAUCUAUCUAUCUACGUAUCUAUCUAUCUAUCUAUCUAUCUAUCUAUCUAUCUCUCUCUCUUGGCUGUGAAAGCAGUAAAGGAUGAUGGUAACUGAUCAAAUGUAGGCAUCAGAGUUAUGGUAAAAGCUUUUACCACGCUCCUAAAACUGUUCCAAAGCAUAUUUUUAUGUUUAUUUGAGGUUGUUCACAGACUCGGUUAUGAGCCAAUAAAGCAAAUAAUAACAUUAAAAAACAAAAACUGAAGUCUCUCCCAUUAAACAGCCUAAUUUUAUACUAUAAACCAUCUAUGAAGCAGCUGGAGGCAACACUGAUGAGGCUGCCUGCAGUGUCUGCAGACCUGUCUCGUUUAUAUUUUUCUGAUUACCUAUAAGAUUUUUAAAAAUAUAACUAAUCUGACAUUUAACUUAUCAGUCUAUCUCUAAUUUUUACAUCACGCUGCUCUCGUACAGAAAUUUAUGAAGUCAGUAUUGAAACACUUGUCACAUGCAUCGUGCAUCAAGUCUAAUCAUUAUCAUUUUGUUGGUCCAGGCUGAUGUUGGGUCGUGGUGUGAAGCGGAAGUGGAGCUGCCUGGAGGAGCUGGAGGUGGAGACCCUCCCUGCUGCUGCUGCAGAGAAGGAGAAGAAUGAGGUGGAGGAGGAGGAGCAGAAGGACGAGGACGGGCUCCUCGCGAGUCCGUCCAAGUCUGACAUGAGCCACUUGCAGCAGCGUCAGCGGGUGCUCGGCCUCUGCCUGGAGAAGCUGCAGCGCUACCAGGCCGGCGUGGAGCUCAGCCUGCGCCGCUCGGUGCUGCUCAUCAACACGCUCAGGCAGAUCCAGGAGGACAUGCAGAGCGACGGAGUGGGAACCUGCGCGCCGGAGGUUCUCCUCAACGGCGUGCACUCUGAUUCCUGCAUUCUCAGGGAGGACAUGCCGGUUACGUGCCCCGGGUGUGCAGAGGGAGAUGGAGGUAAUUUAUCUCCGCCUCUGUCCCCUGAAUCCUCUUCUCAGGAGGCAACCAGCUCGCCAGACCAGCAGAAAUCCCUCCCUGCUGCUACAAUCAAUGCUUUUAGUGAUGCAGUCAACGCCAUGGGCUACCUCAGCGACCUCGCCCUGGACGACAUCUUCGAGGACAUUGACACAUCAAUGUAUGAGACUUCAGAUCUGCCUUCUGCCUGGGCAUCGAGCUCUCUCUGGCCUGUUAGUGUGUCGCUUUGGGCCGACGAGGACGUUAAAAUGCGCCCUCCCGGUCAUGCCUCGGCUGGGGGUCUCCAGUCGUGUUUGAUGGACCUGAAUGAGCUGGACCACAUCAUGGAGAUUCUGGUGAAGUCUUGAUUUCUGAGGUGAACUCCUGAACGUUUCAAUUGGUCCAGGAGUUGAUCACGGCUGCAGAGGAGCGUGUAGACCAGGAACAAGGACUGAUCUGAGUGUGAAUGGACUCAAAGUGAGUUUGGAUUUUGAAGGUUCCAUCAGAUAUUUCGGUUGUUUUGAGCUUCGGCGGGUUAAAGAAAACACUAACUCCUAUGCAAGUCAUUUUUAAGGAAACCUCAAGAUAUGUAUGAGCUUGUGCCUCUCAUUCAGAACUUAGUAUUUAUUAGAGCAGAAGAAGAAGAAGAAUCCAGUUUAAAACGAGAAAAGAUGCGCUUUUACACUGCCUUUGAUUGUUCAAACUCAGGUUGGUUAUCGGCCAAAUGUGAGGAUUUGAUAUCGGGAACAUUUAGCUGUUGUGUUCAGUGAAUUAUUGUUGACAUUCAACAAAGAAAACUGCAUUUUUAGACUUAGUAAAAGAGCGUUUUUGAACCCUGCGCAGCAGGAAAUGAAUCAGAUAGCUCUUCUGAGUAGUUGGUGAAUAAUGUGUUGUAAAAGUAGACGUGUCCAGACAAAGCCUUUACGCUAAAAGUUGAGUGUAAUUCAUGUAAGGGAAGAGUUGUAGCAGGCAGGACUGGGUGACAUUUAACAGUUUAAAAGAGUCUACAGUGUGUUUGAUCGAACUCUGAUGGAACCUUAAAUUUCCAAUCUCACUGCGAACACGCCACUUUUCCCUCCUGUUUCACGAAGUUUGGCUAAAGCUCUCUGAGUGAAUCACCCGCUCAGGAAGGAGGAACGUGAGCUGAGCGUCACUCAGGCUGGUAGAUCAGACCUGGGUUGAUUAUUAAUUAAAAUCUCUUCAAUUACUUAAGAGGGUGUGAUUCAGCCAGAGAGCCAAUCAUCCAGGAGGGCAAAGGCCCCGGCUUUACUUUCAUUACCGGGACUGAAUGGUUUUGUAGGAUAUUUAAAUUCGUAGCCGUCAUAAGGUGGAUGGUUUUAUAUAUUUAUUUGUCUUGUGGAAAGAAGAAGAAGAAUGUGGUCAAUCAUUUUGGGGAUUCACCAGCCAAAGAAUAAGCUUCAAAUCCUCAGAGCUGAAGGCCGACAGAAGCGUUAAAAAGCUGGUUGACAUCUCGUCCCCCUUGUUUUAUUUAUGAAUGAAAAACCCAACCACGAACUGCAGCAGAUUUCACUCGUUCUUUUCAAUGUACAGCGUUUUUGUUUGUUUGUUUGUUUGGGCGUGAGUGUAACUUAUACUUUAGGUUCUUCAUGAGGUUGAACUUUAAGCGCAUCAGCUGCCGUUUCUUACUGCUUUUUGCUGACUCUACUGCAUCGAUCUUUUGGGACAAACAGAUCAGAAGAAAAACACUCAUCCUUUCAUCCCUCUCGGCAGCUUGUAUUUACGAUUAAUGCAAUAUGUGAUGAAUGCAGCGUAAAAGAUGUUUUUAAAUCGUGUGUUAAGGACCCCCGUCUGGUUCUGACUGAGGAGCUGAUCGCCUCGAGUCACGGAUCAGGACGCUCGCCAUCAUGUCUCAGAAUUGUAAAUGAAACGGAAGCUUAUGUAUUUUUAUGGCCAUCCUGAUGGUAAGAAGUCAAACUGCAGUGUUUUUAAAGAGUUUGUACGUGUUUCUACCUGAAUCUCUCAUCACCUGUCCAGAGUGAAGGGCUGACGCUCCUUCACUGUCUGUGGUUUACUCCCGUUCUACCUCCUGAUGUCUGUUCUCAGUUUAGAUGGACGCUCUGUUUCACACAAAAGGACCGUCUGAUUCUGAUAGAAACGAUUUAGUGAAAUUCCAACGCUUUCCCUACAGACCAAAGCAAUCCGUCCGCAUCCCCAUCUCUCAUGUCGACAAUGUGCCUUACUACUGAACCUAGUUUUUAUCCAUGUUGAGGGUUUUGUGCUCAUUGAUAAAAAACAAAAAAACUUCAAACUGAGGCGAGAUGUUAUGUAAAGCAUUAAAACCCGGAACCGUCAUCUCUUCUUCCCUCUUCUUGGCCUUUUUUUUUCUGCGCUCAGAGAACACUAGUAGCAUAUGAGCUUAAUGUAUCGUGACAGGCUGACAGUGAACUAGCUGAGGGAGGAGGUGGCAGCAAGGGCCGGGAGGGAAAAAUAAGAGGAGGAGGAGGAGGAGGAGGAGGGGUGGGAGGAAGCAGCUUGCGUCACUUAGCUCAGUAGGAGGGGCUUAGAGCUUGUUUUGCCCGGACUCUGACCAUCGACCAAUCGCAGAGGAGUACGAGGAGCUAGAUUGAUGUAUGAGGAGCACACUGCUUCUCCAACAACAACUUGUUUUCCUCGCUCCUGAUGUCUCUGCACAGAAAAACAGUGUGAAUCUGAUGGAUUUCAGCCUGAAAACAAAUCCACUUUCCAGUUGUUGUAUUUUUUUGUUUUUGCCAUUGAAAUAAUCUUCCUGACAGGACUGAGAAAAACAAGCAGGAGGCUGCAGUGUUAUUUAUAAAUGUAUGAAAGCGUCAGUAUGGUUUGUGAAGCACAAGCUGUAUUGAGUAUGCUGUAAAUGAUAUAAAUGUAACUGAAGGAAGAGUUUACUAUGUAAUAAGAUGAAAAUUAAUGAUGUAUUGUAUUUUUUGUGGACUAUUUUAUAGAUUUUAUUCAAUAAUACGUUGAAAAAUACCCGUAUUUUUGUGUCUGAGUCUUUCUUCUCUUGAAUCAGGUCACAUUAUGCAACAUCUCCUCGACUUAAAUUGUUUGUAGAUUUUAAAAAACACCCAUUCGACACCAGAAUGAUGAAACCGAUCACACAGAAAUUGUCUCAGCAGUUUUCGGCAGACACUGUUGAACGUGCCUUCCUGCACAUCAUGCAUAAACAAUGAGGUAUUAGUCAAUACUGCAUGUGGUUCACCGACUGACUGUGUUUCUCCCCCUGAGUCGAACCUAACAGGCGGAACCUUCUCUUCAAUUUGACCUAAAUCACUUCUGUCUCACUGUGAUGGUUAACCCAAAUAUUAAAACAUCUUUUCUGAUGUUUUUAGAAAUGGCUAUCAUUCAAAAUCAUGCAGAAUAACCUGCUCCUGGACUGAAAAGAAGAUUAAUGUCUUUAUGCUUAACUAGACUUGAUAAAUAAAGAAGGAAAAAGAUUAGACAAGUAUAAGAAGAGUAUUUCCAAACCAUCCUGACUCCAAAUUUGAUAUCCAAUGCACACAAAAUCUAAAAAGUACAGAUAGUAACAGGCAGUGCAGGAGCCUGAGAAGACACACUCAGGGCAUAAUCUCCCUUCAUCUGUUUCCACACAUGGCCAAAGCUUCAUAUCACAGCCAAGACCGCCCUCUGCUGGUUCCCCCGCUGAAGAGCAGAUGUUUGCUGACCACAAGCAUGACACUGCAUAUUCAAAAAAUGUAUUUCUGUUCAGUUUGUUGGUGCUGUUGUGUUUUUUUCUCUCCUCAUAAACUUGAUCCUUGCACAAAAUCAGCGUCCACGCUCUGCAGAAUAAUAACUCCCACUCUCGCUUUAGGGCUGGAAACUUUCUCUGUGGUUGAAAGUAUUGAGCGAGGAGUCUAAUCUCACGUUUCAGCCUCACUUGUGCAGAGCUGCAGGUCAAUACUGUGGUGGAAAGUAUGUUCAGAAGCUGCAGCACCACAACUGGAGUGAACAACCAAACUUGCACGAGUCCAAAGCAGCCGUUAUCAAAUCACUCGUGUGCACAAGACAGCAGUAUUCGAGAGCUGUAUGAUGUACUGUGCGGGAGUUCAGACUCAGUAAAUGUAGUCAAACUUACAUAGAAAAGUCCUUAUCUAGGGUAAACACUUUCUAAUGAGAAUAAUCAAUUCAAUUACAUUUCCUCAAAGUCAGACUUGUGUUCCCAGUUUCCUUGAAUUACCUCCAAUCUCUGCCAAUCUCACUAAAACAACAACAAGUGAGUUCCCACAUGGCUGCCUGGAGUGAAAUCUUUAAAUCGUGGCACCAUGGAGCUCCAACUUCAUGUUCUCUUUCUGUAGUUUGUUUGUUUGUUUUCAUGUGACUUCUGUGUUUUUUUUUAUGCCUUUAUAACGAAACAGAGUAAAUCAUUGAAUGGCUUAAACAAUCAUGGUAUAACUAAAAAGCACGUGUGUGUUGUUUUUUUUCCUGAGAGUGAUCUGACAGAGACAGAGGGGGGAAACAGAAGUGGAGUUCCGGUAGAUGUUGUUGUUGAAAGAGGCUCUGGAGCUGGAGCUGGAAUUCAGGGAGUGGUCAAACACACGAGGAGGAGCAACACGUGAGCAGCUGCACAAAACCACUGCUAAUGCAACCAAUAAGACAUGUGAACAAGGGCUCAUCUGACUGCCCCACCAUACCUUUACUAUCUAUCUAUCUAUCCAUGUGUCAAUCUCUGCUUCUGUGCAUUCAGGUGGUCCAGUAAACACACCUGUGUGUGCACAAGCUGCACUUUGAUCAUAAUUUGCUGUUUAAUUAAUUAAUGAUCUAUAGCUGCUUUAAGUCCACCUUUGAGGCCGUUUUUCACCACAGUAGGGGACAAGUCAAAUAGUUAUUGUGUAGGACAGAGAGGAAGCAGAGUUCUCGUGCACAGUAAUGCAAACAGCUCAACUGUAAAGUCACCAGUGUUCACGUCACAUGGUAUGUAUAUAGAGAGAAAUAAAGCAACUGCAGUGUGGCUUUGAAGAGAUUAAUGUUGAUGAAAACCCCAAUUAUCUACGGUAUAUAUCUAACUACAUAUCUAAGUAUUUACCUAAGUAUCUGUGUCUUCAUCUAUAUACCAAGAUAAGCUUUUAUCUCAUUUCUAAACAUCAAUUAAAGGUUUUUAAGUAUCUAUUCAUUCAUACUGUAUAUAGAUCCUUAAAGCUCCUCUGAGGAACUUUUUACAGAGAUGAUAAUGUACAAAAAAUGAGCCUAUUAAUGUAGAGAUUUCUUUUCAAGAUAUUUAGCUGCUGUGAGGAACUUCCAUUUUGUCCACAGGGGGCGCCAAAGUCAACAGACAUAAAGUUCCUCACAGGAGCUUUAAAUGAGGUAUUCAUAAGAGUAACCGCAAGUAUCUAAGUAGGCGUCUCAGUAGAAGUAUCUAAGCAUUCAUCUAAAAAUCAGCAUAUGGAGCUGAACAUGGGACACUCAAGACCUCGUGAAGUAUCUAUCGAAGAAGCCACUUGGCACCAAUCAAGAUGUCUAAUUACACUUAACCGAUCUGUUGUGGUGAAGAAAGAGCUGAGCCAUAGGGCAAGACUCUUGAUUUACCGGUCGAUCUACGUGCAGAUCCUCACCUAUGGUCAUGAACUUUGGGUAAUGACCAAAAGAACAAGAUCGCCGAUACAAGCGACCGAAAUGGGUUUCCUUCGCAGGGUGGCGCUCAGAGUAGAACCGCUGCUCCUCCACGUCGAGAGGAGUCAGCUGAGGUGCCUCGGGCAUCUGGUUAUUCUGGACGCCUCCCGUUAGAGGUGUUCCAGACAUGUCCCACUGGGAGGAGACCUCGUGGCCGGCCCAGGACCAGGUGGAGGGAUUAUAUCUCUCGCCUGGCCUGGGAGCACCUGGGAAUCCCCCCAAAGGAGGAGGAGCUGGUGGAAGUGGCCGGGGUGAGGGCCGUCUGGGCUUCCCUCCUGAAGCUGCUGCCCC
Molecule: messenger RNA, 8525 nt
Organism: Xyrichtys novacula (pearly razorfish)
Lineage: Eukaryota; Metazoa; Chordata; Actinopteri; Labriformes; Labridae
Source: the annotation of a GenBank genome assembly